GUGUCCCUUGAUAGGUGGCGUUGAUAAAUAUUUUCGCGAAAAACAUUUUCUGUCUGCAUAAUUAUGCUGACUUUGAUUUAAAGCUCUAUUGGUAAAUGCCGUUUGCCUAAAAUUUAUGUUAACGAUUGCUUUUAGGAGCUGCUAAAAGGAUAUUGACAGAACAGAAUGGGUGAUGCAAAGAUUGAAAUUCCAGGCAAGUCAGAAUGUGUGAAGGUGGUUGUCCGGUGUAGGCCUAUGGCCAAAAAUGAGUCAGAAAAAGGCUUUGAAAGAGUGGUAGAGAUGAACACAAAGCGUGGUGUAAUUGAAUUACGGAAUCCAAAGCUCUCGCAAGCCGAACCAAAAAAAAGCUUCACAUUUGAUACUGUCUACGACUGGAAUUCCAAGCAGAAGGAUCUCUACAAUGAAACGUUCCGUGAUUUGGUGGACAAUGUGCUACAGGGCUUCAACGGAACUAUAUUUGCCUAUGGACAAACGGGCACAGGCAAAACAUUCACCAUGCAAGGUGUAAAGAAUGACCCAGAUCUGAGAGGAGUUAUUCCCAAUUCCUUUGAACAUAUCUUCAACCAUAUUUCCAACUCAGAAAACCAGCAGUAUCUAGUCAGAGCCUCUUACCUCGAAAUAUAUCAGGAGGACAUCAGAGAUUUACUUUCAAAAGACCAGAAAAAAAGACUGGAGUUAAAAGAACGGCCUGACACAGGGAUAUAUGUGAAGGAUCUCUCAUCAUUUGUUACAAAGGGUGUGCGAGAAAUUGAGCAUGUGAUGAAUGUGGGAAAUCAAAACAGAUCUGUUGGUGCCACAGACAUGAAUGAGCACAGUUCUAGAAGCCAUGCCAUCUUCAUUAUCACUAUUGAGUGCAGUGAGGUACAAGAGGAUGGUGAGAGUCAUAUACGUGUGGGACGUCUCAACCUUGUUGAUCUAGCGGGAAGUGAGCGCCAGUCAAAAACCAAGUCAGAGGGGGAGAGACUGAAGGAGGCAACCAAGAUCAACCUGUCCCUGUCUGCUCUGGGUAACGUGAUCUCAGCCUUAGUGGAUGGCAAAAGCACCCAUAUACCGUACAGGGACUCCAAGCUAACCAGGCUACUGCAAGAUUCACUUGGUGGUAAUGCUAAAACUGUGAUGGUAGCCAACAUAGGUCCGGCAGACUACAACUUUGACGAGACGAUGAGCACAUUGAGGUAUGCCAACCGAGCCAAGAACAUCAAGAACAAGCCCAAGAUCAAUGAGGAUCCGAAAGAUGCCUUGCUCAGGGAGUUCCAGGAUGAAAUCAAGAGGUUAAAAGAAACGCUGGCUGGUAGAGGUGGCCCUAAGAAGAAGAAAAAGAAGAAGGCAAGAAGAAAUGAAAAUGGGGAGAUCAUCAGUGGAUCAGAGGAGGAUGACGAUGAUGAGGAUGAGGGUGUGGUAGGCAGUGAGGAGGAUGCGGAGGCUUACAUGCAGGAGCAGCAGUUGAAGCUGGAGCAGGAGAAGGAGGCUAUACUCAACAACAAGAGCAUGAUGCAGGCUGUAAAAGGACAAAUACUAAGUACCAUUCAGGAGAAGGAGUCCAAGCUGAACAAGGAAAAGGAAGCCAGAGACCAGCUGGAGUCCAAAAUCAAGGCGAUGGAGAGCAAGUUGUUGAUGGGGAACAUCGUUGACCAUACAAACAAGCAGCAGAAGGCUCUGGAGCAGCGUAGGAAGGAGAUAGCAGAGCAAAAAAGGGUGGAGCAGGAGAUCAAGCAGAAGUUGGAGGAGAAGGAGGAGGCAGCAGUAGAUCUACAGGAGACCUACGUGUCACUGCAGCAGGAGGUGGAGGUGAAGACCAAGAAACUCAAGAAGCUGUUUGCAAAGUUGCAAGAGACGAAGCGUGAGAUCGGGGACCUGCAGGAGGAGCAUGUGAAGGAGCGCCAGGAGUUGGAGCAGACACAGAACGAGCUCACUAGGGAACUCAAACUCAGAAUGCUGAUCAUUGAAAAUUUCAUACCUCAAGAAGACAAGGCUAAGCUCAUGAAUCGGGCAUCCUUUACUGAAGACGAGGAUAACUGGGUGCUUCAGCCUCUUGCAAAUAAGAAUGCUGAGACAAUGGCCAAAAGACCAAAGUCUGCUCUGGGCAACCGGAGACCAGUUUCGGAAUAUGCACGAGUGCAGGCAGACAUGGGUGGAAACCCAAGAUUUAAGGGAGAGAACAUCAUAAUGGUGGAGCUGGACAUGCCCAACCGGACCACACGGGACUACGAUGGUCCCCAGGUGGCGCCACGUAUACAGGCAGCACUAGACGCAGCCCUACAGGACGAGGCUGAUAUCGAGCUGGACGGCAGGUAUGUGUCAGGGUACCCAUCCAUAUUCAAGUCUGACAAGAAAAGGAAAGACACCAAGUCUCGGCCCAAGUCUGCCAUGAAAACCACUCCCACAGACAAGUCACAGUCCUUCCCCAAGGCCCGUGGUCUUGUGAAUAAAAACUAGGCACAACUUUUUGAGUUCUUUGACAUUGAGCAUGCCUACAGGUGCAUGCAAAAAAGCUGACCAGAGCAAAUGGACAUGUUUAGUUUCUUUUGAAAGAAGGCCAUCAAGACUUCAGAGCUAAAAUGUUUUGCAUAACAUUUUAACAUUUUUGUAAAAGAUUAUUUUUUUCCAACCCCCGAACCAUAAUAUGUUUGGAGAUCAGGGCUUUUUCAAAUAUGUGCACACAUUCUUGCUCUUCACCUUAGUGGCUAUAUUUUACAAAGAUCAAGGAUAAUAUGUAAGGAAUUUUGGUUUGUAGAAAUGGAGACUUAAUGCAAGAUUGUGAAAAAUCGUCAGUGUGUCUUUUUGCAGCAGCAUCAACAGCAAAUUAAGUUUAUGGACAUGGAUGAUCUCCCACAUUGCUUUAUUGUGACUUUUUAAAUAUUUUUCCCAACUUGUUCUGAUAGUUAUUCAUUUUACAAUUUCACAAAUAAUUGUUGUUUAGCUCUGUUUGUUGUAAGUGCGUGUUUAUAUUGCAUCUUUGAAUUUAAGUUACAUCGGGAUACUUGGAGUGUUUUUUGUAAUGUUGAUAACACAUUAUUAAUAGAAUGUGUUGUUCUUUCUCAAACUGCUCAUGAUUUUGAUGUAUAUUGAUUCUAUGAAAAUAAUAACUGUUCUUAUUUUUCUUACAAAAUCAUCAAUAAAUUGUAAGCAAUCACUAUGUAUGAAUAUAUUAUAUGUUGACUUACUGUUUCAUGUUAAUUGCAUAAUUAUUUCUUUCUAUGAAUUCCACAUUAUGUAAUCUUCAUAUAUUUUUCCAUUCAUAUUGGAAAGCAUCACAUUUUGUGCUGAUAACUAUUUACCACUGGAUCUGUGAUAUUGUUGUCUGAAUUGUACAUAGUUUAUAUUUACUAUUUAUUGUGUAUUAUUGGAGGUCUAUUAUACUUUUGUUACUUCUAGCAUGUGUCAAAAUGUUGUGCAGUAUGUUCUUGAUUAUGCUGGGUUUAUUGCCAUCAAUGUGUUGCCCUUUACGUUCAGUAACCUGUUGUGAUUAUGUUUACUAUGUCAGGCAUUGUGAUUGGUCAUGUUUUUGACUCACACGAGUUUAGAAGAUUGGUCUGAGAAUAUGUUAAAAUGAUUUGUGUCAUGCUAUGCUAGAGAUAGUGGAUAAUUUUAUUUAACAAGUAAUAUUUGUAUGAAAAAAAUAUUUAUGUUCUAAACUACAUAAUGUCUGAAGGAUCUUGAAAAAACAAACAUGAAUACAUGUAUAUAUUUAAAAUUUGUGGUUUGUAAUACCAAAAGUUGAAGAGAAUGUUCAUGUUUUUUUGUAGUAAUGUUUGAUGUUACUGUGAACAUUCAGUAAGAAGUUUUCAUACUUUGCAUUUAAUGCAUGACCAUACUUGGAAACAGCUAGAUUCAUAAUAUAUUAUCCAAAGUAUGGACGCCAACAUGAAAGAAACCAUCAUGCUAGUAUAAUCACAAGAGUUGUGCGCAUAUGAGGCUAAUGUUGUUAGAAUCUCUGAUGUGUUUUCUGAUAUUUGGAGAUGUUUAGAGGUCCUUAUCAUAACCAGUAUUUUCUCAUUCAGUUGCAUCGCUUGUGUAGAAUACAUAUCAAUACAUAUAGUUUGUCUGAUGAAAUUCCUCCAUGGAUUAUUAUUGAGAUAAAAAAAAUCAAAAAUAAUACCCCAUAUAAGAAACUCCUGGUUGUAGUAAACAAAUUGCACUGGCUGUUAAAUUCAUUUCACAGAUGAUUUUUGUGAGCCUUUUCACUUUAUUUUAUUGCAUAUUUUAUUCUUUAAUUAAUUAUACCAAUUUCUGUUUAUUUAUAUACUGAAGAAAAAUAAGUAUGAGUGCUUGCUGAUCGACUGGUAUUCAAAUAUAUAUUGCUGCUCAACAUAUAACAAAAUUCCAUCAAACCUACAAAAAGUAUACUUAUUUAAGCACAACAACUCAUUUCUAAAAAUUGGAAUUGAGAGGUUAAAGUUGUAUCUACAGAAAGUUGUACCAGAUAUAAAAGCCAAAAAUAUCAAUUUAUGGUAAUUUUAACAUCAUAUUUACAUCUUCUGAAUCAUGUAUAACAUUUGUUAACAUGGAACUAGAUAUAGAUCUACUAAAUGUAAAACAUUCAUCUGUAAUUUUAAUGAAAUAGAGAAUACAACCAAGUAUCCAGUUGUAAUGAUCUUUUUGGUAUGUUUAGAAAUGUGUGGGGCCAUAAAUUGACCAUUAUUCACAUACAGUUUUCCGUCCUAUGUUAAUUUCAUCUUUCUUACAAAAAUAUUUUUUCUUUGAUUUUUGAAUGUACACAACUAUGUGUCCACUGAAAUUUAUAUUGAUUAUUCAUUUAUUAUGUAGUCUCAAGUGUUUUUCGUAAUUUAAUUUAGAAAUGACAUGUCAAAAUAAAUCAGUCAUAAACUGCA
Messenger RNA from Dreissena polymorpha, 4832 nucleotides. RefSeq names its product kinesin-II 95 kDa subunit-like. NCBI's taxonomy places the organism in Eukaryota, Metazoa, Mollusca, Bivalvia, Myida, Dreissenidae. The record is from RefSeq and is a predicted model, not a curated record. Gene Ontology annotation, biological process: microtubule-based movement. The coding region runs from base 166 to 2436 and encodes 756 amino acids. Gene Ontology annotation, molecular function: ATP binding; microtubule motor activity; microtubule binding. The transcript has 23 exons.